AUGGCGCAGUCAUGCAUUCGCAGCGGCUACGAAGUUUUCGGGGAGGACAUCGUUUCCGAGCGCAUGGAUUGUUUCCGGAGAGAGGGCGGUGCGGACGAUGCGGUCGAAACGGUAGCCGCCAUGCUCGAUGUGGUCGUGGCCGUUGUGCUCAACGCCGAGCAGAUCGAGACCAUCCUGUUUGGAGACGCUGGUCUUGUUCCUAAACUCAGGCCGGGAGCUGUGGUGGUGGCAUGCGCGACCGUGCCUCCGGAAUUUGCCAGGACGAUGGAGGCGCGUUGCCAGUCGCAUGGCGUUCAUUAUCUCGACGCACCUGUGUCUGGUGGAUCAGUGAAGGCAGGAGAGGGUAAACUCUCAAUAAUGGCCGCCGGGACACCAGAAGCCUUUGCGGCUGCCAAGCCGGUUCUGGAUGCCACUGCAGAAACCGUUUUCCAACUGGGAGACAGGGCUGGUGCAGGAUCGGCGAUGAAAGCGGUCAAUCAGCUUCUUGCGGGUGUGCACAUCGCGGCAAUGGCAGAAGCAAUGACGUUCGGCAUGACGCAGGGCAUCAACCCGCAGAAGUUCAUCGACGUCAUCAGCAGAUGUGCCGGAACGAGCUGGAUGCUUGAAAACCGUGCUCCACAUGUUGCUGCCGGGGACUACACGCCGCACAGCCAGGUUGUCAUCUGGCCGAAGGACCUUGGCAUUGUUCUGGAAACAGCAAAAAAGUCCGGUCUAGAAACGCCGAUUACGGAAGCGGCCCUUCGUCAGUACACCACCGCGGUUGAAAUGGGGCUGGGUCACGAGGACGAUGCCGCCGUCACAAAGGUAUAUGCCCGCAGCGCCGGUUUGCAGCUACCGGGGGAAAGCUGA
Molecule: messenger RNA, 849 nt
Organism: Effrenium voratum
Lineage: Eukaryota; Dinophyceae; Suessiales; Symbiodiniaceae
Source: the annotation of a GenBank genome assembly